UAUCCUAUCCCCUUGUUCACCUUCGGCCCGCCGCCACACUGCCCCUCCUGAAUUCCUCCUCCGUCCGCCCGAGCCUGCCGCGACGAGCUUCCAAGCUCCGUCAGCUCGCCUUCUCCUCCGCUUCCCACAAAGAGCAAAUUCGCCUCGCUCGCGCACCAUCUGCUCCCCCUGAGAAAUCGCCUCGCCGGUCCUUGUGCGCCCGCCAGAUGCUCGUGAUAUUUCCGUAAUGGCCUUCGCAAUGCGCCUAGCGUCCUGCCCCGGCGCGUCGCUGCAGGCGGCGACGGCCUGGCCGUCCAACCUCGGCUCCGCGGCGCCGCGGCUGCGGCCGCGCUGGCGGUGGCCACGCCUCCGGCCGUCCGCGGCCGCCUCGGACCAGCAGGCGCUUCUGGCCGCCCUGCGCGAGCAGGCGGACCCCGAGGCGGCGCUCCGGAUGCUCAACUCGGCGCUCGCGCGGGACGACUUCGCCCCCGGCCGCGACGUCUACGAGGAGAUCAUCCGGAAGCUCGGGACGGCCGGCGCCUUCGACCUCAUGAAGGUGCUCGUCAGGGAGAUGCGCCAGGAAGGGCACCAGGUUGGGCCCGGCGUGGUGCAGUCGUUUGUAGAGGGCUACGCGCGGCUGCACAUGUUCGAUGAUGCCUUCGACUUGGUUCUGAACCAGCUUGAUAUGUUCGGUAUUCAGGGAGAUACAGUGGUGGUGGCGUACAAUCACCUUCUCCGUGUUCUCAUGGAGGGGAGUAAGAUCAAGCUCCUUGAGUCCGCUUAUACGGAGAUGAGCAAUCGGGGUAUCAAGCCUGACCUUGUCACUUACAACACUGUGAUCAAUGCAUUGUGUCGAGUUCAUCAGGUUAGGACUGCAGUUUUGAUGCUGGAGGACAUGUCUAGCAACGGUGUGGCACCUGACGAGGUGACAUUCACUACGUUGAUGCAAGGUUUUGUCGAGGAGGGGAGCAUCGAGGCGGCACUGAGGAUGAAGGCACGGAUGUCAGAAAUGGGAUGCUCGCCAACGAGUGUAACUGUCAAUGUUUUGAUUAGCGGCUACUGCAAGCUGGGAAGAGUCGAAGAUGCUCUCAGUUAUGUACAGCAAGAGAUUGCAGAUGGUUUUGAACCUGACCAGGUCACAUUCACUACAUUUGUUAAUGGUCUCUGCCAAAACGGGCAUGUCGAUCAUGCCCUCAAAGUCAUGGAUUUGAUGCUCCAGCAGGGUAGUGACCCAGAUGUUUUCACCUACACUACUGUUGUAAACUGCUUGUGUCAAAAUGGAGAACUUGAGGAGGCUAAGGCAGUCAUAAAUCAUAUGGUGGAUAGCGGUUGUUUGCCUGACGUUACCACCUUCAAUACUCUCAUUGUUGCCCUAUGCACAGAGAAUCGGCUUGAGGAAGCCUUGAACCUUGCACGUGAUCUGACGGUGAAGGGACUCUCUCCAAAUGUUUAUACUUUCAACAUUUUGAUAGAUGCCCUCUGCAAGGUUGGAGAUCCUCAUCUUGCUGUUCGAUUGUUUGAAGAGAUGAAAAGCAGUGGAUGCACCCCUGAUGAACUUACAUACAAUAUAUUGAUUGAUAACCUGUGCUCAUCGGGGAAGCUUGCCAAAGCUUUGGAUUUGUUGAAGGAGAUGGAAAUUAGUGGUUGUCCUCUGAGCACAGUGACAUAUAACACUAUAAUUGAUGGGUUAUGCAAGAAAUUGAGAAUAGAAGAAGCAGAGGAGGUUUUUGAUCAAAUGGAUGUAACAGGUAUUGAAAGGAAUGCGAUCACAUUCAAUACACUUGUUGAUGGAUUGUGCAUGGCCGAAAGGAUUGACGAUGCAGCAGAACUUAUUGAACAAAUGAUAAGUGAAGGGUUGCAACCUAAUAAUAUCACUUACAAUUCUAUUCUAACUCAUUACUGCAAGCAAGGAAACAUAGCUAAAGCUGCUGAUGUUUUACAAACUAUGACCGAAAAUGGAUUUGAAGUUGAUACUGUUACAUAUGCAACACUCAUUAAUGGCCUGUGCAAGGCUCGUCGGACUCAGGCUGCUUUGAAGCUUCUUAGAGGUAUGCGGAUGAAAGGGAUGAGGCCAACUCCAAAAGCCUUCAACACUGUGAUUCAGUCUCUAUUUAAAGGGAAUAAUGGCAGAGAUGCUCUGAAUCUGUAUAGGGAGAUGACAGAAGUUGGUGAGCCUCCUGAUGCUUUGACAUAUAAAAUUGUUUUCCGUGGUCUCUGUCGUGGUGGUGGCCCUAUUAAAGAAGCUUUUGAUUUCUUGGUAGAGAUGGCAGAUAAGGGUUUCAUACCAGAGUUUUCAUCAUUCCGCAUGCUAGCUGAUGGUCUACUGAACCUGGGUAUGGAUGAUUACCUCAUAAGUGCUAUUGAACUAAUUGCAGAGAAGGCCAACUUCAGAGAAUCCGAUGUUUCUGCAAUAAGGGGUUAUCUCAGGAUCCGUAAAUUUUAUGAUGCAUUAGCAACUUUUGGCCGUCUCCUGGAUAUCAACAACCCUCGAUGGACUUAUCGAUGAAACAUGAGAAAAUACUGGGAAAGUACUGAGUACAUGGAAAUUUUUGCUGGUGAUGAAACGACCACUGCAUCUACUUGCUAGCUUUGUGAUUUGGAACAUGGUGUGGAGCAAUUUCGCUCUGCAAUCAAUCACCCCGCAGCGCCCAAGCCACAAAAGUAGCCAACCCCCUCAGAGGCAACAGUCAAGGCGGUUGUCGCUAUUGAGCAGGCAUAGCCCAUCCUCCUUGAGAAUCAGCGCUGAGAGUUGUGUAUCCUACCAUCUAAGUGUGGAGAUGUAGAGGCAACACCUGUUCCGGUUGUUCUCAGUUCGAAGAACUUUGGGUUGGGUCAAGGCCACCAAAAGGGCCGCUAGGUGGUAGUGACACCAAGUUAUAUGUGCCUAGAACUUCUUGCUGAUAUAUUCUAUGGUGCCAAAUCUAAUAUUUGGUCACUAGGUGAUAUAUCAUUCAAAUGUAGCAAACUUUACAGACAAACUAAAAGAUGUAAGCCUAUGCUUGCAAUGUUCAAAUCACUAUGUUUGAGAAUGUUGUAUGUAUGAAA
This is a messenger RNA of Aegilops tauschii subsp. strangulata, 3024 nucleotides long. RefSeq lists its product as uncharacterized. The record is from RefSeq and is a predicted model, not a curated record. Lineage: Eukaryota; Viridiplantae; Streptophyta; Magnoliopsida; Poales; Poaceae. Gene Ontology annotation, molecular function: protein binding.